AUGUACAGUAGGCGUGGUAGCCCCGCCACUGGAGCGGCGGUGGUUACCACCGCCAUCCAGCAGAACAUAACUCCAUUGCAGCAACAGAUGGCAGAGCAGAGCCAGCUUUUGGCCUCCAUGGCCAAGGGCAAACUGGCUUUAGCAUUGCUGGCAGAGGAUCCGCCGAAUGUCAAGGGCGCCACUAAGGUUCUCAAGCCUUUGAUUCGCCGUGCGGAGGUCGGCAUGGCGGUCACUAACACCUUGGCGGCCGAGCCGCGCAUUGGCCUCGCUGCCGCCGACAUCUGCUUCAGCAUUUUGUGUAAUGAGGACAAGUUCCGGGACAAGACAAAACCCCGAAAAUUGGUAGACGGCGUCAAGGACCAAGCGCUAAAGCGCGCUGCCAGCCGCUCAGGCCCCAUCGCUGUGCGCCUGUGUGCGCGUCAUGACUUUGGUUGUCAAGCUGCCUUUGGUCGUGGACAAGGCCUUGGUCUUCUUUGGAGAAUUAUGGAGCGCGCUCGCGCUUGUCUUUCGUGGCCCGUCCUUCACGUCUAUGAGUUUUUUGCAGUCGCUUUCAAGUCGCAUAAGGGAUCGCACAACCUCAACCACACCAUGACCGACGCCGACGUGGACGCCUUUCUUAGCCUGAUCGGUUCAGAAACAGAGCUAGACCCAGUCGUACUAGCAGACGUGCAACGCGCGCUGGAGAGCAACGCCCAGCAAUUUGGGGAUCAGAAGUCUUCCAAGGCUGUACCGGACUUUGCAGCAGGCCAGCUCAGCGACACUCAACCAGGAAAACGGCUAGCGGUUCAGAAGGGCACGACGAGACACCCAGUGGUCACCCAGGCACCCACAGACACAGCACCAGUUCUGCACAGGAAACAACCGGCGCGGUCUGCUGAUGAUGAGAAAGAGAAGCGCCUCCAUGGUCGACCGCUGCAGCGUGACGCCUUAGAACCGGAAGACAUUGCGGCCCUGGCUCGCUUAGUCGAGGGCCCAGAGGUGCGGCUCGACUACCUGAUGAUGGUGGCAGCGGUGGCCAUCAUGUUUGCUGGUUUCUUUCGGUUCGACGAUGCUGCCGAAAUUUGCGUGCAUGUGGACUUGCUGUUGAUUUCUGCAUCCCACAUGGAGAUCUUCAUUCCCCGCUCGAAGACAGAUCAGCUCAUGCGGGGCCACUGGGUAGUCAUCGCACGCUCCGGUGGCCCAUGCUGUCCAGUCGGUCUUACCGAGCGUUUGCUGGAGCUAGGCGGGAACAGCAUGGCAGCGGACCGUGGAGUGCCAGCGGAACUGCGCAAGGCUCACGGCCGUUGGCGCACGGACGCCAUGGUACAGCACUACAUGCGGCACGACACUGCAGCCAAACUCGAAGUCUCCCGCCGCCUAGGCCUCGCCGGGGCCGCUUUCGCGCGUGUAAGGGCCCUUGGCAGCCUGUCUCCCGGUUUUCCGCCUCUAUCAUUCCUCGCACUGUCAGCCAGCAUGUUCGAGUCGACAUAG
This is a messenger RNA of Volvox carteri f. nagariensis, 1470 nucleotides long. RefSeq lists its product as uncharacterized. The record is from RefSeq and is a predicted model, not a curated record. The transcript has 8 exons. Bases 1 to 1470 code for a protein of 489 amino acids. Lineage: Eukaryota; Viridiplantae; Chlorophyta; Chlorophyceae; Chlamydomonadales; Volvocaceae.